This is a messenger RNA of Aureococcus anophagefferens, 1053 nucleotides long. RefSeq lists its product as hypothetical. Gene Ontology annotation, cellular component: cAMP-dependent protein kinase complex. The record is from RefSeq and is a predicted model, not a curated record. Gene Ontology annotation, biological process: signal transduction; peptidyl-serine phosphorylation. Gene Ontology annotation, molecular function: ATP binding; cAMP-dependent protein kinase activity. Lineage: Eukaryota; Pelagophyceae; Pelagomonadales; Pelagomonadaceae. The transcript is spliced from 2 exons. Bases 1 to 1053 code for a protein of 350 amino acids.
AUGGGCGCCGAUGAGCGGUCCAACGCCGUUGUGCCCGACGUGCCAAUAUACGAGGGUCCGACAAUCAAAGCAACUUCGACGAAUGAUUUUAUCAUAACAACCACCCUCGGCAAGGGUUCGUUUGGGCGCGUGCGGCUGGCACGACACAAAGAGUCUAACACCCUCUGGGCUUUGAAAAUUUUGAAAAAAAAGGAGGUCUUGCAGCACAAUGCAAUUGAACACGUUUUUCGUGAAAAAAAAAUUCUUGCUGCUCUCUCUCAUCCCUUUAUUGUUAAUAUGGCUGUCGCGUUCGACGACCCGCGCUCCGCAGGGCCAAGCCUGUUCUUCGUCUAUAUUGUUCUGGAAUUUGUACAGGGUGGUCCUUUUGACACUCGAUUGCGGGGUGAAGGGCAGCUCAAAGACGACGAGUCAGCAUUUUACACGGCACAAAUAGUCCACAUCUUCGAGUAUAUGCACGCCAAGUGUUACUUGUAUCGAGAUCUAAAGCCUGACAACUUAAUUCUUGACAUGACAGGAUACAUCAAACUGGCAGACUUCGGCUUUGCAGUAUAUUGUGAAACCCUGACUAAGACUCUCUGCGGAACCCCUGAUUAUAUGGCACCAGAAAUCAUAGAAAAUGGAGGAUAUGGAAAGGGAGUCGAUUGGUGGGCGCUUGGUAUCGUCCUGUGUGAGAUGUUGACUGGCAAAACCCCGUUUGUUGCCGAUGAUCCCAUGGAGACGUACAAGCUCAUUCUGAAGAACUCACCAAAAUGGCCGUCCGAUCUAGAGGGUGCAGGUAAGGCAGCCGUUAAGAAGUAUUUGACGAAGAACGCUAGCGAGCGAAUGGGCAAUGGCAAAUCAGGUGGAGAAGAGUGCAAAAAGCACAAGUUUUAUAAAGCGAUAGAGUGGGGAAAGCUCCUGGCACGUGAGCUGCAAGCACCGUAUGAUCCAUUCGUCAAUUUCGAGGAGGAUACGUCUAACUUCGACGAGUAUCCAGAGUCGAAGGGCGACCCCGAGCUACCUGAGUACACUGAGGACCGGCCUGACCCCUUUGUGAAUUUCAACGAGACAUGA